Messenger RNA from Candidula unifasciata, 1743 nucleotides. The record is from the annotation of a GenBank genome assembly. NCBI's taxonomy places the organism in Eukaryota, Metazoa, Mollusca, Gastropoda, Stylommatophora, Geomitridae.
AUGUCGCAUAAAGGACGGUUUGAUUCAAGAGACAGACGCGGUAGCGGAUAUGGGGGUUCUCGUGAUGGCGGCUUUAAAGGCCGGGGUGGCUUCGGUGGAUCUUUUGGAUCUGAGGCUGGAGAGAAAAUGAGGAAACCCAAGUGGGACAUGUCUACCCUGCAGAAGUUUGAAAAGAACUUCUAUCAGGAGCACCCAGCCGUAACCAACAGAUCUCCGGAGGAAAUCAGAAUGUUUCACAAGGACAAGCAAAUCACCAUUGUCGGACCUGAUGUUCCUAACCCAAUCUUCACAUUUGAGGAGGGUAAUUUCCCAGACUAUGUGAUGAGUCAGAUCAAGAGAAACAGCUGGUUGGCACCCACAUCUAUACAAAGCCAGGCCUGGCCCAUUGCCUUGUCUGGGAGGAACUUGGUUGGAAUUGCACAGACUGGAUCUGGCAAAACUCUAGGGUUCAUGCUGCCUGGUAUUGUUCAUGUAAACCACCAGCCUUAUCUGGAACAUGGUGAUGGACCCAUUGUGCUUGUACUAGUACCCACCAGAGAGCUGGCCCAGCAAGUCUUAGAGGUUGCUAAUGAGUUUGGCAGAGUCUCCCAGCUGCGGACAGCUUGUGUCUAUGGUGGAUCUCCUAAAGGACCACAGCUCCGGGAUCUUGAAAGAGGUGCUGAAAUUUGCAUUGCAACUCCUGGUCGCUUGAUUGAUUUUCUAGCUGCAGGUAAAACCAACCUCAGGCGCACCACAUACCUUGUCUUGGAUGAAGCUGACAGGAUGUUGGACAUGGGGUUCGAACCUCAGAUUAGGAAGAUUCUAGAACAGAUCAGGCCUGAUCGCCAGACAUUGAUGUGGAGUGCCACGUGGCCCAAGGAAGUUCGUCAGCUGGCAGAGGAAUUCUUGAACGACUACAUCCAGGUGAACACAGGCUCUCUGCAGCUGACAGCCAACCACAGCAUCCUGCAGAUUGUUGACGUCUGCCAGGAUCAUGAGAAGGAGGAGAAAUUAGUGAAGUUGUUGAAUGAGAUCAUGCAGGAGAAGGAGAACAAGACAAUUAUAUUUGUGGACACAAAACGCAAGGCGGACGAUAUAGCCAAGAGAAUGAAGAGAGACGGAUGGCCAGUCAUAAGCAUUCACGGAGAUAAAUCACAGCAAGAAAGAGAUUGGGCACUGAAUGGUAAAAAUCCUAUAUUGAUUGCCACAGACGUUGCAUCACGAGGUCUAGAUGUUGAGGACAUCAAGUUUGUCAUCAACUUUGAUUAUCCCAACUGCUCAGAGGAUUACGUGCACAGGAUUGGGCGUACGGGACGUGCCACCAAAACAGGGACAGCGUACACAUUCUUUACACAGCGCAAUGCCAAACAGGCGCCAGACCUUGUGAAUGUUCUACGGGAGGCCAAACAGGUCAUCAGUCCCAAGUUGCUUCAGUUGGAAGAGGGCUCAAGAUUCAUGAGAGGAGGACGUGGUGGUAGUCGCUGGAGGGGUGGCAGUGGUGGUGGAAACCGUUUCAGCAGUGGUGGUGGUGGCAGCAGUUACAGCAGUGGUGGUGGAUUUAAAUCAAACAGCUACGGCAGUGGGUCACAGAACAGUUACAGCAAUGGCGGCGGAUUCAAAUCCCAAAAUGGCUUCAGUAGUUCCAACAGUUACGGCUCCUCACAGAAUGGAUCAUCCAGUGGAGGAUUCAAGGGACAGUGGAACCAGGCUGGCUCUGGUGUCACUGCCUCCUCCCUAUCUGCUGUGCCACCCACAACCUUCUAG